Messenger RNA from Pundamilia nyererei, 3340 nucleotides. It is a transcript of the gene mttp, whose product is annotated as microsomal triglyceride transfer protein. NCBI's taxonomy places the organism in Eukaryota, Metazoa, Chordata, Actinopteri, Cichliformes, Cichlidae. Bases 244 to 2904 code for a protein of 886 amino acids. The transcript is spliced from 18 exons. Gene Ontology annotation, cellular component: endoplasmic reticulum; basolateral plasma membrane; Golgi apparatus. The record is from RefSeq and is a predicted model, not a curated record. Gene Ontology annotation, biological process: lipoprotein metabolic process; lipid transport; cholesterol homeostasis. Gene Ontology annotation, molecular function: lipid binding.
GACACAUGGCUGCAUCUGUGGAUAGCAGAUGUUCCUGUCAAACCUGUGCUGCUGAGGUUAAUGAUUUGCUGGUUAUCUCGUACUUAGUACUUGAGCGUGGAGUUUGGAGUCUGCCCUCCGCUCCGAUAAAACAAAGCAGAAGAAGCUUGGAGCUGCUUUUCCUUUCCUUUUUUUGGCCCUGUGGUGCCACUUCAUCCACUGACUGAUUUUUAAAUUCAUCUGGCCGCAGAGAGAGGACGCACAAUGCUGACUUUUGUUGUGUUCUUGAUUUGUGCAGCCAUAUCUGUCUCAGCUUCUGCCAAAGGUGCUGCUGCUGGACCCCGGCUGAACAACAACCAGCUGUACAAAUUCAGCUACACCACUGAGGUUCUGGUAGACAGAGCCAGGGGGUCAAAAGAGGGCAGUGCUGGCUACAAGAUCUCAAGUGAUGUGAACGUUAAUCUGGUUUGGAGAGAUCAGAGCAACAAGGAUGACCAGCUGAUUCAACUGGCGAUCUCAAAUUUGAGGAUAGAGCCUGUGUCGCCCAGAUCAGAGAAAAAGAACAUCCUACAUGGAUCCACAACCGAAAGUAUUUUGGGAAAAAAUAAACUAGCAGCUCUAACAAAGCCUUUCUUGGUGCAUCUAAAAAAUGGAAAGGCAAAAGCAUUUUAUUCCUACCGGUCAGAACCUGCAACAGUCAAGAAUCUAAAACGAGGCCUGGCUAGCUUGCUGCAAGUGCAGCUCAGUACUGGGAAGGUUGUAGAGAAUGAUGUGUCUGGGAGGUGUACUGUUGAGUACAAGGCAGUAAAAGGUCAAGUAACAAGAACCAAGAAUCUAGAGACAUGUAAGACAGAAGAGGCUGGAUUUACCACUCACAGUAAGGUCCUGGGUGUGAGUAGGAAGUCCAGUUCUGUUACAGUGUUCACACUUGAAAAUGGUUUCAUCCGCUCAGCUGAGGCUGAAGAAACACACUCCCUGGCUGUUAAUGCUCGCAGAUCUGUUGCAGCUAAAGUCUUGUCCAGGCAAAGCCUGAAAUUGGUUGGUACAGAGGCAGGACCACUGGAGGCUGCCGGGAAAGAUGCUGCUGCAGUUGUCAAGUCAAUAGAUGCCAAACUGGCAGCUGUUGGUAUUGCGGCUGAGAAGGUCAAAUCUGAGUGCAAAGGCUGCCCAUCGCUUUUUGAACAUUGGCAGGCUGAGAAGAAGCAGCUGGAGCCAGAGAGCCUGUCCAAAACCAGGGCUCCUCGGAGCUUCCUGGCCCUCAUCCAGACCAUUAGGAAGGCGCCCAAGGACGAGAUCCUCAAAGUGCUGAGGAGUGCCAGCAAGACGUCUCUACCUCAGGUUGUUGAUGCUGUAACAUCCUCCCAGACCUCUGAAUCCCUGGAUGCCAUGCUUGAAUUCCUUAACUUCACUGAUGCCAAAGGUUUGGUUCUGCAGGAGAGGUUUCUCUAUGCAUGUGGCUUUGCUUCACAUCCCAAUGAGAGAAUGCUCCAGGCCCUGCUGGAUAUUUCUAAAGGGAAGAUCGGCAGUACUGACAUCAAAGAAUCUGUGGUGAUCAUUAUGGGAGCCCUGGUCCACAAACUGUGUCAGAAAGGAGGCUGCAACUUACCUAUCGUGGAGCAGGCCAAGAAGAUGAUAUUGAACGCUCCUGACAGCACAACGGUUGAGUCGGAGGUCCAGAUGUACCUUUUGGCCCUAAAAAACUCUCUCCUGCCCGAGGCCAUUCCUAUUUUCACCAAAUAUGCAGAAUCAGAAGUGGGAGCCUACAACACCAUUGCCCUCACUGCCCUGCAGAGAUAUGAUGUGAAUCUCAUGACCAGUGAGGUCAAGCAAACAGUGAACAGGGUUUACCACCAGAAUCGCCGCAUCUAUGAGAAAAAUGUGAGAGCCGCCGCUGCUGACGUCAUCCUCAGUAGCAACCCCACAUACAUGGAGGUGAAGAAUCUGCUUCUGUCCAUCGGAAACUUGCCACAUGAAAUGAACAAGUACAUGCUGUCAAAGAUCCAGGACAUCCUACGCUUCCAGAUGCCUGCCAGCAAAGUGCUAGGGCAAGCUAUGAAGGACAUGAUUUCUUGUAACUAUAACCGCUUUGCAAAGGUUGGAUCAUCAUCUGCAUUUUCAGGAUUCAUGGCUCAGUCCCCCGAUCUGACCUCCACAUACAGUUUGGACAUCUUGUAUUCAGGCUCUGGGAUCCUCAGAAGAAGCAACAUGAAUAUUUUUGGUGCUACUAACGAAGCAAUGCUACAUGGAUUACAGGUGGCGAUCGAGGCCCAGGGUCUGGAGACUCUGAUUGCUGCCACACCUGAUGAGGGGGAGGAAGACCUGGAGUCCUUUGCCGGGAUGUCGGCUCUGCUUUUCGACAUCCAGCUGCGUCCUGUCACCUUCUUCAAGGGUUACAGUGACCUCAUGUCUAAAAUGUUCUCCAUGACUGGAGACCCCAUCAAUGUCGUGAAGGGUCUCAUCCUGCUCUCGGAUCAUUCUGAGGUCAUCCAGCUCCAGUCUGGUCUGAAGGCAAGUGCGGAGUUUCAAGGAGGUCUCGCCAUUGACAUUUCUGGAGGCAUGGAGAUCAGUCUGUGGUACAGAGAGUCCAAGACCAGUGUCAACAACAGAGCAGCAUUAGUAGUCACUGGCAACGUUACUGUGGACAUGGACUUUUUAAGAGCGGGUGUGGAGGUCAGCUUUGAUACAGAAGCAUCACUGGACUUCAUCACCACUGUCCAGUUCUCAGAAUACCCCUUCCUGGUGUGCCUGCAGAUGGACAAAUCUACCUUCCCAGUCAGUGAAUACCUGACCAAGUAUGAGAGCCUGCCAUCAGGGAAGAGUGUUGUAUCUCGCAAAGGCAGAAAGACACUCAUUCCUGGUUCCGAAUUCCCUCUUCACCAGGAGAACUCGAACAUGUGCAAGAGGGUUUUCGACUCCAACUGGUAGAAAAGAAACCGUCGGUUUUCCACACGCCCAAGUGCUUCACUGCAUUCAGGGACAGCAGCCACACCUCUGGUGUGACACAGCAGGUUGUGAAAAAGCAGUAAAAGACCAUAAGAAAAGAAAAGUGGUGCAUUUAUUUUUAUUAUUAACAACACAUGCAAUGUUUACAUUCCUGUGAGUAUUUAAGUAAUUGUAAUUCAAGCUUUGUUUCCAAUCAGGGAUCCUUUCUUUGUGUUUUUAUGGAUUUAUUUGAAAAUAUAUUUAUGAUGGGCACAUACAAGAUGUAUGUUUUAUAUGAUGUGAAAUACUCAGCAUGAAUAGUGCCACUGUAAUCUUCUCCAACACAGUUACAGCAAAGAGAAACAUGUAAAUAUCAGACUUCAGAGCGCAGGUUAACUCAGAACACAUGUGCUCUUUUCCCGAACCGAUUCUUCUUCUU